UCAGAGAACAUCAUGGGUCCAAAAAGGAAACCGAAGGAGAUUCCAAAACCUGUUGCUGCAACUAGAGCGAGCAGAGGAGCUAAACCGGAGAAACCUGAACCGAAACAGAAAACUAGGAAAGAAAAGGAAACUAUCCAGAAACCUGAACUGAGUGUAUUAAAAGGACAGAAGAAAAUCCAGAAACCUGAACCUACUACAAAGCAAGUCAACGAAACUGUUGAAAGACACGAACCUAAAAAGAUCACAAAAAAAGUGAAGAAAACUACUGAGAACCCUGAACCUGUACAGAUAACAUUAAAUGGAUCCGAGGCACCCCUGAAACAGAUCAAGCCCCGCAGAUCUUUAUCUAAAAAUGUACCCGUAAAUGAACCUGAGAUGAAUAAACCCAUCUCCGAGAUACAAGCUGCACUAGAAACUAAGACUCGAGGAAAGCCCGGAAGGAAGAAGAAAGUUGUUGACGUUCCUAUGAAGGGGAAGGAUGAAUGUGUUGGGAUGAACCUGGAUGAUAAAACUAAUGACUCUGAAAGUAUAGACGAUGAACCUAUUACUGAAGUUAAAGUUGGAGCCCGGAGGAAAAGAGGAAUGAUUAAACCUACUGGAGAAGAAUCUCCAACUAAAAAGUUUGCGCAGAAACGCAAUUUUGGGUUUACUGCUUGCUUGGAGAAACCUAGUUCCUGUUCUCAAACAUCUAAACCUGACAGUGCACUAGCUGUUAAACCUGUAUUCUCAACACUAUCUACACAACUGGAGAAACUGAAAUCUAAUCCUAGAAUUGAAACCAAAAAAUCUUUGUGUAGCAAGGAUAUAUUAAAUCUUCUAGAGGAUCUGGAUCCAGAAACCGAGAACGUUGUAAAACCAUCAGUCCCUGUUGCUGGAGCUGGCAGAAAAAGGAAGAGUUUGCUCCAGGUGGAGAAACCACCCGAACCUGAUCCAGGUCCUGAACACAUACCUGAGCUCGAAACAAGGAAGAAGCGGAUUGCGUAUGCUCGAUCUAAGAAAGCAGAGUUAGAUCCCAAACCUAGACGAGGUACUGCAAAGAGUAAAUUAGACCAGAGUACUAAGAACAACACGAUCAGAUCUUCUCCGCGUAAAUCGAUUCUUUCCAACUCUAAGGAGAUGUCCUUUAAUCAAACAUCGAGCCAGGGAAACACGAGUUUAUCAACACGGGUUCCGAUCUGGAAGAAGUCGGUCAACUUAAGCCAGAUGGAGGAUGUUGGCAAAAAGGACGUUUUUGAUCCUAAUUGUUACGGAGAAGAGGAGUUUGGACCAGAGGAUGACGGAGCAGUUAAGAAGAAGACGAGAAGGAAGAAAAAGAAGGACAAUAAGGGAAUCCUUGUGUUUGGAAACCAAGGAUCUAAGAAAGAUAUUGAGAAGGUUGUCAAGGAAACUCAUCACUUAAAAACCCCUGUCGCAAAAAGAAAGCCCGCUAAAAAUAUUCCGAAGAUUGUAUUGUCAGAAUUCUGCCCUCCCCCGGCUCCCACCCAGCAACGACCUCCACCUAGGACUGAGCAGAGCGGUCUAGGAUAUUCCAGUGAUUUUUCAAUGGGAGCACACAACUUUUUCGACUCAGCUGAUCAGAUACCUCAGAUUGAGAUGAGUAUUCAGAACUACAGCAGUGUUCAGUAUUCUAGUAGUCUGAAGGUUCCUACCCGGAGUAAACCUAAGAUACAGAGUGCUGAACCCGAACCUGUACCCUCUACAUCCUCUGUACAACAUGAUCCAGUGACCUACAAAACCCCGUCAGUUCCGAAAACAUUUUCCAAACUACUGAGAAAUGAUAAAUCCUCCACACCUAAACUUGAACCUGCCAAACCUAAGGAACCUGAGUCCAUUAAAGAACAGAUACAGAAUGCUUUUGGAUUUGAUGACACAGAUGACGAUGAGUUGAGCGGAAGUGAGAGUAUGUCCCUGUCUCCGGUUAAGAAUAUGUCCGGGAUCGGAGGAAAAACAGUUAUGGAUGUUUCAAGGGUAUCUGCACUGCACAGUUUCCGUGAAGCAAGUAAACCAGCUGAGAAGGCUAAAAUUGGGAUGUACAGGUUUAAUGGUGUCCCAACCCAGACUGGAAUAAUGAGACAGGUUGCAGCGAUACUAAAGAAUAAAGUGGAUGAAAGUAUCUCAAACCAGAUCAGGAAACACGAGAAAGGAAGAUCAAGUCCCAGGAAGAAGAAACCAAUCAAACCUAGUCAACCCAACCCCAGUCAGCCGAGACUUGAACCUGAACCUGAGAAGGAUAUUGGAUCCAGCACCUUGUUUAUAGAAGAUCCUAAACCUGAAGACAGGGUUGAUCUAAACAUUAUCAAUCCAACCAUUAACCAGGACGAAAACUCUACUCAGGACCUGGAAAAGGAAUCUCACAGUCCCAAGAAAGUUUUAGCUCCCCGGAAUGCUUUUGAGGUUUUAAAGUCUGGAAAGGGCCAGCGUAAGCCAGCAGCUAAAACUAAGAUUAAAAAGUUGACGAAGAAGGUCUCUAAGAACCCUAAACUAGAACAAUCCUCAAUCCUUGAAUCAAUGUCUUCAAGUAUUGCAAGUAAAAUUAACGGAAAGGAUCUACCUAGGAAAAGAGUUCAAACCAAGAAGAAGAAUCUUGCUGUGAGUCCGGAGAGAAAGAAUUCGUCUGACAAGGAGAACAUCGGGAAGGUAUUUGAAACAAGUGUUCUCUCUGUAUCCAGAACCUACAGGCCCAAGAAAGAUAAACCCAGUGUAUCCUUUGACCAAUCCAUCCCAUCCUCACCUAAACAGAAGAAACAUACUCAAAAGGAGAAGAAAUUAGAUCAAUGGGCGGCUCUGCAGACAUCACACUUCUCAGAAGUUGAAGAGUUCGAUCUUUCAUUUGCCUAAGCGCAGUCUAAAUCCUCCAUAUUCAACCUUAAUCUUUCAUAUGCAACCUCAAUCCUCCAUAUUCAACCUCAAUCCUCCAUAUUCAACCUCAAUCUUCCAUAUGAAACCUCAAUCCUCCAUAUUCAACCUCAAUCCUCCAUAUUCAACCUUAAUCCUCCGCAUUCGAUCUCAAUCCUCCAAAUUCAACCUUAAUCCUCAUAAUUUAACCUCCAUCCUCAACAUUUUACCUCCAUCCUCAACAUUUAACAUCAAUCCCCAACAUUUAACCUCAAUCCUCAACAUAUAACCUCAAUCCUCAACAUUUAACCUCAAUCCUCUACAUUUAACCUCAAUCCUUAACAUUUAACCUCAAUCCUCAACAUUUAACCUCAAUUUAACAUUUAACCUUAAUUCUCAACAUUUAACCUCAAUCCUCAACAUUUAACCUCAAUCCUCAACAUUUAACUACAAUCCUCAACAUUUAACUUCAAUCAACAUUUAACCACAAUCCUCAACAUUUAACCUCAAUUCUCAACAUAUAACCACAACUUAACAUAUAACCACAAUCCUUAACAUAUAACCACAAUCCUUAACAUAUUACCAAAAUCCUCAACAUAUAACCACAAUCCUUAACAUUUAACCUCAAUCCUUAACAUUUAACCUGAAUCCUCAACAUUUAACCUAAAUCCUCAACAUUUAACCUCAAUUUUCAA
This is a messenger RNA of Eurytemora carolleeae, 3530 nucleotides long. RefSeq names its product neurofilament heavy polypeptide. The coding region runs from base 13 to 2838 and encodes 941 amino acids. The transcript has 13 exons. Lineage: Eukaryota; Metazoa; Arthropoda; Copepoda; Calanoida; Temoridae. The record is from RefSeq and is a predicted model, not a curated record.